AUUGACAUCUGUUGUGCUUUUCUUCCAUGGAGACCUGCAUCACCAGGCAGAGCUCAGGACGGGACAAGAUCAAAUGCACUUGGCCAUGCUACCUUAGAAAAACGUGUUAGUCUACGGCUAAUCUUUGGAGAAUGGAUAAAACAGGUGAUGUAAGUAUCAAAGUUAACCAAUGGCAGAGACUGCUCAAGUGGCAACGGGGUCCGAAAGUGACUGAAGAUGGAGAAAAUGGAGGCAAGGGCGAAGCAAAACAAAACACCAAUCCGGAUCAAAAGUUGAAAGUCAAGUGGACCGAGUGGGUGUUUGAUCCGGCAGAACAGUUUUAUUAUGUCUGGUUACAGGUCAUGAUAUUUCCCGUCGUCUAUAACUGGGUGAUCAUCAUUUUGAGGACGUGCUUCACUGCAAUUGCAUUUAGAUACCUACCUGUGUGGCUUACACUGGACUACCUGGCAGACCUCAUGUACAUGGUUGACAUGAUAAUCACUGUCCACACAGGUUACUUGUAUCAAGGCAUCCUGAUCAAGGACCUUUCUCACUUGAAGAAGCGCUACCUGCACUCUAAACAUUUCGUAAGGGACCUGGUUUCAUUGCUUCCCACAGACUUCCUCUACUUGGUCUUUGGCAUCCAAACUCCGAUGGUGAGGAUCAAUCGCCUUCUGCGUAUACCACGACUGGACGAGGCCCUGGAUCGCAUGGAGACAAGAACCUCCUCCCCCAAUACCUUCCGUAUUACCAAGCUCAUGAUCUACAUCUUUGUGCUGAUCCACUGGAAUGCCUGUCUCUACUUUGCACUGUCAGGCUACAUCGGCUUCGGAAGUGAUCAUUGGGUCUACCCCAACAUCAGCAAGCCUGAGUUUGCCUCCAUGCGCCGUCAGUACUUUUACUGCUUCUGGUUCUCUACCCAGAUUUUCACCACAGUGGGAGACACCCCACUGCCAAAAAGGGAAGAGGAGUAUUUGUUUAUGAUUGCUGACCUGCUCAUUGCUGUGCUGGUGUUUGCUUCCAUUGUUGGAAACGUUGGCAAUGUCAUCACAAGCCUGAGGGACCGUGAUAAUGUCUUCUUUCCUAACCAUGAGCUGGUGAAGGCAUACCUGCGUAGCCAUCACAUUAGCAAGGAGCUUCGACAGCGAAUUGACAACUGGUACCAACAUCUUCACAUCAACAAGAAGAUAAUGCGAGAGAAUGAAAUCCUGCAGCAGCUUCCCUUACAUCUGAGAACAGAGAUUGCUGUGAGCGUUCACCUUCCCACGCUCUCCAAAGUCACCAUCUUCCAGAGCUGUGAGAAAAGUCUUCUGGAGGAGCUGGUGCUUAAACUAACACCUCAGGUGUUCAGUCCAGGAGAGUAUGUCUGCAGGAAAGGAGAUGUGGGCCAUGAGAUGUACAUCAUCAAAGAGGGAAAACUUGCAGUUGUUGCAGAUGACGGGGUCACAGAGUAUGCUGUGCUUACUGAAUCCAAUUUCUUUGGGGAAAUUAGUAUCCUCAACAUCAAAGGCAAUAAGUCCGGCAAUCGUCGUACUGCCAACAUCCGAAGCAUUGGCUACUCUGACCUUUUCAGUUUGUCCAAAGAAGACCUGACGGACGUGCUAUCAGAGUUCCCUGCAGCCAAACGUCUCCUGGAAGAGAAAGGCAGACAGAUCCUUACCAAGAUGGGCAUGUUGGAGGAGAAUGGGGAGGAAAAGCAAGGGGAGGAGGAAAAAGUUGAAAACAAGAUAAACAGGUUAGAAAGAAACUUGGAAAUUCUGCAGACAAAACUCGCUCGACUUAUGAUGGAAUUAGAGUCGAGCAAUCAUAAGAUGCAGGCCAGGGUGGACCAGCUUGAUUUAGAAGUGGCAGCAUUAGAAAAUCAGCCAGUAGAAGAUGGGGAAGAAAGAGAAAAAACAGAUUUAAGAGGGGAAGGGGUGGGAGGGGAGGUUGGAUGGGAGCGAGAAGAGGCUGAGGGAGAAGAAGAGGAGGGUUCAGAUGCAAAGGUUAAAAAACAAGAAAAGGGGGAAGAUGAUAAUAGUUUGACCAAAGAGGUAGAUGGAGAAAGCACAAAAAGUACAGAGGGAGAUGUAGAAAAGAUGUUAGAGGUAGAUCGAUCUGGGCUGAAGGACCCAGACGAUCAGGAAAAGAAAGAAAAAGAUGAUAGUGAAAAAAACAAAGAGAAAGGAGAUGACAGACCUGGGAAAGGAGAUGGAGCUGAGAUUGAACCUGAAGAGGAAAAAGAAGAGAAAAGUGGUGUGUUAGAUUCUGAAGAGGGGGCAGAAAAGGCUGAGGAGGACUCAGAAAAUAAGGACAAGAAGCAGGGAGAUGAAGGCCAGACUAAAAAUGAAUGAAAAGGCAAUAUAACAAAACAACAGAAUGUUAAAAAAAAACGUGUGUAUUAUUGUCUGUUUUAUAUAAAAUACUUUAAACUCAAAACCUCAACAUUUCAUUUCACACUUUCUGCAAUACAAAUGGUUACCACUAGAUUGCAGCAUUGUAUUCACCACUAGAGUUCAAGCUACGUGACAGAUAGGUAAGCCUACAGAAACAUACAUCUGAAGACUACUGCGAGCUUUAAAGAAGCGCUUUUACGUAUAAUGGUAAUUACAGGGACCUUCCAAGACAUACAAAUAUAAAUCAUUUUGGUGAUAGAUUAUCCUGAACUUUUUCCAUAAUUCCAAAUUUAGUCUUCAGACUGUUUUCAAAGGUUUUUUUGCAAAAUCUAUGUUUACCCAUGUAUAUACUGUAUAUGUCACUGUUCAUGUCUAUUUGUCCAAGGGAAGUACCAAUCAAAUACUGUUUUCCUUUGCUCGGGAUCAACUUGAAUAUGCGGGGAAAGCAGCUACAUCUCUUAAAUAUCUAAAUCACCUGCAGGGCAAUCCGCUCCUCUUGAGUUGUGGUUUAAAAACACACAGUUAAAAACAUGAAGUUUUAAAUGACUUUUCCAAGAAAAUCAUAAGUAAGCUUUCAAGACAUUGUUGCAAAAAUAAAACAUUAUUUUGAAUGUAUUGUAUGAUAUAAUUUGAAUUCU
This is a messenger RNA of Eleginops maclovinus (Patagonian blennie), 2992 nucleotides long. RefSeq names its product cyclic nucleotide gated channel subunit alpha 4 (gene cnga4). The transcript is spliced from 8 exons. Gene Ontology annotation, cellular component: intracellular cyclic nucleotide activated cation channel complex; plasma membrane. Lineage: Eukaryota; Metazoa; Chordata; Actinopteri; Perciformes; Eleginopidae. Gene Ontology annotation, biological process: monoatomic cation transmembrane transport. Gene Ontology annotation, molecular function: intracellularly cGMP-activated cation channel activity; protein-containing complex binding; cGMP binding. The coding region runs from base 132 to 2312 and encodes 726 amino acids. The record is from RefSeq and is a predicted model, not a curated record.